Messenger RNA from Triticum aestivum (bread wheat), 1044 nucleotides. Its product is annotated as probable L-type lectin-domain containing receptor kinase S.7. Gene Ontology annotation, biological process: protein phosphorylation. The coding region runs from base 1 to 879 and encodes 292 amino acids. The record is from RefSeq and is a predicted model, not a curated record. Gene Ontology annotation, molecular function: protein kinase activity; ATP binding. The transcript has a single exon. NCBI's taxonomy places the organism in Eukaryota, Viridiplantae, Streptophyta, Magnoliopsida, Poales, Poaceae.
AUGACACAACUAUUUUCAGGUUGGUCUUACGAGAAUGGAGAGCUGCUGCUGAUCUACGAGUACAUGCCCAAUGGCAGCGUAGACAAGCACCUGUUCCACGAAAGGCAGCAGCACCGUGGCCACCAACAGCCAGUUCUGCCCUGGGAGAGACGCUACGACAUUGUGAAGGACGUCGCCGCCGGUUUGCACUACGUCCACCACGAGUACGAGCGCACGGUGCUCCACCGCGACAUCAAGGCCAGCAACAUCAUGCUCGACUCCGCCUUCCGCGGCCGCCUCGGCGACUUCGGCCUCGCGCGAGUCGUCGGCUUCGACAAGAACUCCUUCACCGACGUCGGCGUCGCGGGCACCUGGGGCUUCAUCGCGCCGGAGUACCCCGUCAGCCACAAGGCCACCCGGCAGACCGACGUCUACGCGUUCGGGGUGCUGGUCCUCGAGGUCGUCACCGGCAGGAGGUCGCUCGGCAAAGCGGACGACGAGUUCCCGCUGCUCGUCGACUGGGCCUGGUGGCUCCAUCAGGAGGGGAGGCUGCUCGAAGCGGUUGACGCCGAGCUCCGAGCUUCGGAGGCGGGGUUCGACGCCGACGAUGCCGCCCGGCUGCUGCUCCUUGGUCUGUCCUGCAGCAACCCGAACCCAUCGGACCGGCCGACCCUGGCCAACGUGCUGCAGGUUGUCGCCAGGACGGCACCGCUGCCGGACGUGCCGCUGGUGAAGCCCGCGUUCGUGUGGCCGCCGGAGGGGGCGUUACUGGACGACGACGUGGAUGAUGGUUUUGCGGGGACGAGCCGUGAUGAUUCUCGUUACUGGGAGGAGGAGGAGACCAUGCCGAGCUUCAUGUCGUCAGACAGAGAUCACCAAGCGCAGGGCUCGGAAUGUUGACGAGCACAAGGACGCGGGGGAGAUAGAGAGUUAUGUGUAAUCCAAUCUGUAGAUGCCUAUUAUUAUAGUAGCCAUCAGCCAUUGAUCUAUGAAAUCAAGGCCACUUUGUGGUAGUCGAUGAAGUUCCGGUGUAGAUUCCUGCCAUCUCCUUUGGGGUCGCGAGGU